AUGGACUACUUCAGCUCUCAGUACGACGACUAUCGGCUUGAGGGAGCCAUUGGAUUCGGAGCGGCGUCCAUCGUUUACGCUGCUGUCCAUCUCCGUUCUGCUCCCCUCGACGAACACCGCAGUCUUUCCCGACAACAGUCGCUCUGCGCCAUCAAGAUAUCCAGUCGGCAUCCUGAUCUAGAACAAUGGCUGGAAGAGAUCCGGAUUCUUAGCUCCUGCAGGCACCCAAACGUUCUCCAGAUUCAUGCGGCUUUCAGUCUACCGCCCGACCACGCCAAGGUCGCCAUCGUCACCCCAUACAUCGCCGGUGGCUCCCUCUGGAGCUUGAUGGCAUGGCGAGCGGGUCUCCCGUCCGCUGAUCAGCCGACCGGGCUGUUCCGAGCCCUAUCCAGGCGAGACACAGCAGGCGCGGUCUCGUCGAGCUCAAGGGGCAGACUCGACGAGGAAGAGGUCAAAGCUGUGCUCAAGCAGGUACUAAGCGGCUUGAGGUACCUACACGGACAGGGGAUUGUUCACCGGGACGUCAAGGCUGGUAAUAUCCUGGUUGAUGCGGAUGGGACGGUCCUGCUAGCCGAUCUGGGAGUCGGAACGCGAAUCAGUCAGGACAAAGGGUCACCCGUCGGCCUGGCAGGUAGUCCUUGCUGGAUGGCUCCAGAAGUUAUCAUCGGUAGCGCUUGGAACCAGAACCCCGAUAUCUGGAGUCUGGGGAUCACACUCAUCGAGCUAUCGACAGGCUCAGCCCCGCAUUCGCAUCUCCCGCCAGCGAAGGUUCUUACCCAAAUUGUGAUAAGCGCAGCUCCUGCCUUAUCUUCGUCCGCCGACACCAGCAGGCUCUACCAGUCCUUCUUGAGCAGCUGUCUCGUCAAGGACCCCAGAGAACGGUGGGACGCGACUCAGCUGGAGCAGCACGCCUUUCUGCGAAAUGCUAGGAAACCUGCGUGGCUCGCCGAGGCGUUGUUGAAGGGCGUCCCAUCCUUAGUACACCGGCAAGAGAUCCGUCGUAAGCCAUCCUCCCAGUCACUUGUUAGCCUCGCUUCAUCCUGGGACUUCAAUGCCACUCCUCGCGGCUCGGCGUUUCCAUCCCCUGUCACCAAACCCCAUCGCCUCCCUCGUUCUCCGUCAGCAUCAACAUCGCUGUCUGAGCGAUCUCAACUAUUCACGGUCCCGCGCCGACGAAGGAGGUCACCAUCCAGGUCGUCUAUCGGCUACUCGGUCCCCCCGUCGCCUGACGCCUCGCUUUCGGUAUCCCGCGCAAGCUGGGCUGUGGCAGAUGAACCUGGAGGCGGCAUGGAAGGGAUGAGAGCCAGGAGCACGCCGGGGCGAAAGCGGACAACCAGCCUGACUGCUUCCCCGAGGCGCUCAAUGCGGGGCGGACGUUUGCCGUUGCCGACAUCAUAUCUCUCCAACCACCAACAACGUCCCGGAGAUGACCCCUUCAAUUUGCCGCCGGCCGACCUCGACAUGAGUCUGGCAAUGUCGAUACCCAUGGCGCCAUCUAUCAGCUCCAUUUCGGCAGACACCGAUCCCCGACCUGUCACUCCGCCUCCAGCCAGAGACGCCAAGCCAGACGUGAUAGUCCAAGCGGUCGCCAUGUCCUCGUCACCCGAGAAGGAGCGGAAGGGGUUGUUUCGGAGGAGAUGGAGCGUCAAGGGCGGGAAGGACGAGGACGAGUCACGGAUCGUGCGGACGCUGAGAGGUAUUCGGGGCCGAUAG
Messenger RNA from Dioszegia hungarica, 1713 nucleotides. RefSeq names its product kinase-like domain-containing protein. Lineage: Eukaryota; Fungi; Basidiomycota; Tremellomycetes; Tremellales; Bulleribasidiaceae. Bases 1 to 1713 code for a protein of 570 amino acids. The record is from RefSeq and is a predicted model, not a curated record. Gene Ontology annotation, molecular function: ATP binding; protein kinase activity. Gene Ontology annotation, biological process: protein phosphorylation. The transcript has 7 exons.